GCCGCGCGCCCAGUCGGCCAAUAGGCGGCGAGUAUAUCGGCGCGGCCACGGGCGCUCGCCACUUCGGCUUCGGCGUUCCCGCGAAACGCCAAUUCGCAUCGCAAGCUCGCCAGUUGGACGCGAAAUUGCGUCUUUGCCCGCGUUCGCCGUCAAGUUUCCCGACUCCCGGUUUACGCGCCGCGCUCGCCGCAUCGUCCUCGCGCGGAUCUCCAGCGGUGAAAGCAGCGGUCGAGGAGGAGAAACAACGGCAACGCGGACCGAGAGAAGAGACCCACCGAUGUGCGUGACGCGCGCAGCUGCGUGACACUUCGGCGGGUUUUCGCACCUUCCGUUUACCGCGCGCGACCGUUUGAGCCAGAUGCGUCUCGUCCCGACGUCACCAUCGAGAGCCGCUCGACGUCGCUUCACGUGCUCCAGGGGGCUAAUUUCGUCCGGACUCUCGCGAGAGAGUCUGGUCGGACGCGGUGAGACGCCGACCGCGGAGUCGCACGGUCGGACCGCCUCGGAGGGAUCGGAGCCGACGCGCAAAAGAGGGAGGUCGUCCGGAGUCGAGGUAUCGCGCGAGGACAGCGUUAUUGUGUGAAAUUGUGCGCCGCGGAAAUCUCGAAAAAUCUGCCCUCCCUUUGAGGUUAUGUGGCAUAUAGAGGGCGUUACGGGACAUGCAGGGGUUGGUCGUCGUUUCGCGCGCUGUACUCCCGCGCUUCGAGAUCCACGUCCUCAAUUUUCCUCGGAAUAUCGUUGAUUCGCGGCUCGCGCACGUCGCGGAAUAGCCCGUAAGGGAGACGAAUAAAUUUCCCGAUCGUCGAGAUCGUCGCCGAAUGAAAAUCGUGGGACGGUACAUCGAAUCGAAGACCGCGCGAGGGAACGUGCAUUAUGGCGAUCGGAUCCGCGUAGGCUUCGCGCGCGCCUCCGUUUUUCGUCGUUUUCCCUGGGAAAUCGUCGCAUCCGGAUCGAGGAAAUCCGACGUACAUCUCAUUCGAGAGUCCCCGCUGUCACGUGCACUCGAGAAGAAAUUAUUCCGACGGCGGAUAUUUCUCGUACGGGUCCGAUAAUCGCGCGACAAGAUGCCACAGACCAGUUUGCAGGAAAAGAAGCUGUUGCAAACUUACUUGCAAACAGGCAAGCUACAGUGUUUAAAACGUAAGAGACGUACAACAGAGCUCUCGGAGGAUUCGGAAAAUAUAUAUCCACCUGCUAAGGUACCAGCAUUGUCUCACGUCUCGUACGCAGAGUCUUGUCAUGGUGCACAUUCGGUAGAUACUGCGUGCACCCCUCAACAUCAGACCGCUCCGUUGAAAGAACAGCAGGAGCCAACUACAUGGUCGGAAUUAAGAACCGCGACUUGCUUUUUAACCCCGUCGGCUUCUAAUAGCACGUCUAUUAGACCUAGUCCAUUACCGACUUCUCUUCCAUGGGCCGAUGGCAGUCAAGUAUGGUCUCUUAUGUGCCUCGGGGAUGAGAAAACUUUAAUUCAGAGAGAUCCGGAAAUGUUCCAAAGACACCCGACAUUGCAACCAAGGAUGAGAGCAAUCUUAUUGGAUUGGCUGAUUGAAGUUUGCGAGGUGUACAAACUACAUAGAGAAACUUAUUAUCUCGCUAUGGACUAUAUAGAUAGAUAUCUGUCUAUUCAUCGUGAUUUACCCAAAAAUCAAUUGCAACUCAUCGGGAUAACUUGUCUUUUUAUCGCGUCUAAGGUUGAAGAAAUAUAUCCACCCAAAAUCGCGGAAUUUGCGUACGUUACGGAUGGAGCUUGUACGGAGGAGGAAAUUUUAGGAAAGGAGUUGGUGAUUUUAAAAGGGCUCGGAUGGAAUUUGUCUCCGAUAACUGCCCCAGGAUGGCUCAAUAUUUACAUGCAAAUUGAAUCAGGUGACUCGUCCAGACCAAACACUUUUAUAUAUCCGCAAUAUGGCGGAUUGCAAUAUUCUCAGGCGGCUCAACUAUUAGAUUUGGCGACUUUGGACGAAGGUUGCUUGAAGUUUCCAUACAGUCAUAUAGCCGCAGCAGCAAUUUACCAUACUCAAGGAAGGGAGUGCGCAUUAAGAGUAUCCCGGCUCUCGUGGGAACAGCUUGCUCCCUGCGUCAAGUGGCUCACAGCAUUCGCCACUACUGUCGCGGAAGAGGAUUCCCAGUCUCUUUUAAAGUCUACAAUCACGUCCGUGGAAUCACACUCUGGAUCUGGACUGAAGGCCACAGUACCUAAUAUUGUUGUGGACGAAUCGCAUCGCAUACAGACUCAUGUAGUCGAUUUAAAUAUGUUGGAAAAGGCCCAGCAACGAUUGACUGGAGAAAUUUUGAACGGCUACGCGAACGAUUCGGACACGAAUGUUGAAUCUGGUAGGCAAAGCCCGAACGAGAGUGGUCUUUUAACUCCACCAUCUAGUAAUCAAAAAAAUUCCCCGCUGUCAUCGUGUCCUACACCACAAUUACAUCCUUAUACAUAACCAAGCAAUAACCGCAGGCAUUUUCUAUACUAUAUGGUAAAUUGUUUAUUACAUAUUACAUUCAGUCGUCAAUCAUUCAGAAAUUACAGAUUUAUUAGGAAUUUGUCCAACAGUGUAAUUUCAGGAAAGGCACUGCCACGCAUGCAAUUAUGAAAAAAAUGGUAGCAUUAGGCGUUGCGACACAUUAUUGUAUAUAAUAUGAUACCUUCUAAUUAUAUCUAUCAUUGCGAUCAAACGAUUGGACUUUAGUAUAAUAAGAUUCAGUAAAAUAUCAAACAUUUUUUAAACGUGCACCGAAUGGCACAAUCAGUUUAACGCAUCACUUAUUUUAUUACAGAUAAUUAAAAAAGAAAAAAGUGGCUUCGUCUUGUUUAUAAAUGUCUUUUAAAACAUUUAUAGAUUUAAAAUGGAAGCCAUACACAUGGCUAUUUUCUGUGAUUGUAUCCACUGCACUGAAAUUUCGCAUCUUAUAUUAACAGAUUAGAUUUAACUUAUGUUUAUUACUCUUAUGUAUAUCGUGGAGAAUCUAUUGAAACGAAGUUAUAUUGAAUUAGAAUAAAUGACGAAGGAUGAAUGGGAGAUGAAAGGUGUAAAAAACGUCGAGAAAAAAAAAAGGCUAAUAAUCUCUAAUGAGUAAGCGUUAAAAUUUUGUGGUGAAUUUGCGCUGCCCGGCAUGUAAUAAUAAUAACGCGGCGGUUUAUACAUAUUUGUACGAAGAGUUUGACAAUAAAAUA
Camponotus floridanus (Florida carpenter ant) is the source of this 3175-nucleotide messenger RNA. It is a transcript of the gene CycE, whose product is annotated as G1/S-specific cyclin-E1. The record is from RefSeq and is a predicted model, not a curated record. The coding region runs from base 1065 to 2441 and encodes 458 amino acids. Gene Ontology annotation, molecular function: cyclin-dependent protein serine/threonine kinase regulator activity. The transcript has 3 exons. Gene Ontology annotation, cellular component: nucleus; centrosome; cyclin E1-CDK2 complex. Gene Ontology annotation, biological process: G1/S transition of mitotic cell cycle; regulation of cyclin-dependent protein serine/threonine kinase activity. Lineage: Eukaryota; Metazoa; Arthropoda; Insecta; Hymenoptera; Formicidae.